UCUUCUCUGUUUUUGCUUAUUUCUAGUUCUACUUCUUUUAGUACUAUUCCUGGGUGUGCCCAGAUCAGAAAAUCAUCUUACCAAUCUGGAAGAGUGUUUCCAAGAGCCUGAAUAUGAAAACUGGCUGGCUAUUGCCAGACAUGGUCUAAGAAGGACCUUGAAACCUAAGACAAUUGUGAUUGUCGGAGCAGGAAUUAGUGGACUGACUGCCGCCAAAUUACUCAGAGAAGCUGGACAUCAGGUUGUGAUUUUGGAAGCCAGUAACCGUGUGGGAGGACGCAUAAGGACUCACCGAGAAGAAGACUGGUAUGUGGAUUUGGGCCCGAUGCGAUUGCCCAAAACCCACAGGUAAGGUUGAUUGAAAGGUAUUUCUCCAUUC
Notechis scutatus (mainland tiger snake) is the source of this 379-nucleotide messenger RNA. Lineage: Eukaryota; Metazoa; Chordata; Lepidosauria; Squamata; Elapidae. The record is from RefSeq and is a predicted model, not a curated record.